This is a messenger RNA of Pan troglodytes (chimpanzee), 1302 nucleotides long. RefSeq names its product small ribosomal subunit protein eS21-like. Bases 773 to 1231 code for a protein of 152 amino acids. The record is from RefSeq and is a predicted model, not a curated record. Gene Ontology annotation, biological process: translation. Gene Ontology annotation, molecular function: structural constituent of ribosome. The transcript has a single exon. Gene Ontology annotation, cellular component: ribosome. NCBI's taxonomy places the organism in Eukaryota, Metazoa, Chordata, Mammalia, Primates, Hominidae.
GGUGCCAGAACAAUUGGAUAUCUGUAUGGAAAAAUCCCUCAAAACUUGGGUCUAUACCUCAUGCCAUACAAAAAAAUUAAUUCCAAAUGGAUCAUCCACUUAAAACUAUAAAACUUCUAGAAAAAAUGUAACCCUAAACCUUGGGUUAAGCAAAAAUUCAGAUAUAAUACCAAAAGUACUAUCCAUGAAAGACCAAACUAAUAUAUUAGACCACCAAAAUAAAAAACUGCUUUCCAAUGACACUGUUAAAAGACUAACCACGAAAUUUUGGCAAAGCUAAGUCUAAUAAAAAAUGUGUAUCCAGAAUAUAUAAAGAAUUUGUGGCCAGGCACCGUGGCUCACGCCUGUAAUCCCAGCACUUUGGGAGGCCGAGGCCAGAUCACCUGAGGUCAGGAGCUCGAGACCAGCAACAUGGAGAAACCCCGUUUCUAGUAAAAAUACAAAAUUAGCCCAGUGUGGUGGCACAUACCUGUAACCCCAGCUACUCAGGAAGGCUGAGGCAGGAGAAUCGCUUGAACCCAGGAGGCGGAGGUUGCGGUGAGCCGAGAUCGUGCCAUUGCACUCCAGCCUGGGCAACAAGAGCGAAACUCUGUCUCAAAAAAUAAAGAAUUUGCAAAGCUCAAUAAUAAGACAUGGGGAAAAAUUUUGAACAGACUUGAGAAGAUACAGAUGGCAAACAUGCACAUUAAAACAUGUUCAACAUCAUUAGUCAUUAGGGAAAUGCACAAGUUAAAGCCAGAGAGAGAUUGCUACACACCCAGAAGAACGGCUAAUGUUUAAAAAACUCACCAUGCGGCUUCGGGCUCAGGGCUGGGGCUGGGGCGGGAGUGGGGGCUUGGACGCGGGGGACGGGGUGCGGGGUGCUGGGUGCGGCUGGGGUCGUGACCCUAGGGGCCGGUUUGCCCCGGGAGCCGGGGCACGGUUCCGGCCGUACUCACGGCGCCGCGCGGUGACUCCCCAGGCGCAGCCCAGCCUCGAAAUGCAGAACGACGCCGGCGAGUUCGUGGACCUGUACGUGCCGCGGAAAUGCUCCGCUAGCAAUCGCAUCAUCGGUGCCAAGGACCACGCAUCCAUCCAGAUGAACGUGGCCGAGGUUGACAAGGUCACAGGCAGGUUUAAUGGCCAGUUUAAAACUUAUGCUAUCUGCGGGGCCAUUCGUAGGAUGGGUGAGUCAGAUGAUUCCAUUCUCCGAUUGGCCAAGGCCGAUGGCAUCGUCUCAAAGAACUUUUGACUGGAGACAAUCACAGAUGUGGAAUAUUUGUCAUAAAUAAAUAAUGAAAACCUAAAAAAAAAAAAAAAAAA